AUGAAUGCGGGGCCCAUCCAACGAGGGAGAUUGAUCAAUGUCAAACGAUUCUCUCUUUUAUUAUUCUCCUGUACCCUCUGUCACUUAUGUAGGGCUAUUACAGCAUGUGAAGACAAAGUGAAUCCAACUACAAAAGUAUCGGAUUGCGCAAGAGUGGCAUAUCUGUGUAAUGACGCCCUCUACUACAGACUUAUGACGGAGCAAUGUCCGAAGACGUGCAAUAGAUGCCCAGGAGCAUCUGUGACAACGACAAUGGCGCCGACACCGGCGCCUGUGACGACAUCUUGCCGCGAUCUUGUGAAUCCACGGACAGGAGUGUCAAAUUGUGCAACAGUAGCAUAUUUGUGUAACAAUCCCUACUACUACCAGCUGAUGACACAACAAUGUCCGAGAACUUGUAACAGAUGUCCUUCCACUGUUGCUCCAAUAAGUACAACAUGUCGCGAUUUAGUCGAUCCAAGAACAGGAGUGUCGAAUUGCCCUUCAGUGUCUAACCUUUGCCGAGACACGAACUAUUAUAACCUAAUGAAACAGCAGUGCCCGAAAACCUGCGGAUAUUGUACUUGA
This is a messenger RNA of Haemonchus placei, 567 nucleotides long. The record is from the annotation of a GenBank genome assembly. Lineage: Eukaryota; Metazoa; Nematoda; Chromadorea; Rhabditida; Trichostrongylidae.